Molecule: messenger RNA, 3987 nt
Organism: Onychomys torridus (southern grasshopper mouse)
Lineage: Eukaryota; Metazoa; Chordata; Mammalia; Rodentia; Cricetidae
Gene: Frrs1l
Product: ferric chelate reductase 1 like
Exons: 5
Coding region: 94-975 (293 amino acids)
Biological process (GO): regulation of glutamate receptor signaling pathway
Source: RefSeq, a predicted model, not a curated record
GCGGCGCGUGCUGGCGGCGGCUCGGUCCCGGCCCGCGCCCGCGGCGCCCCCGCUGCGGCCGGAGCGGCCUGGCUGCAGGAUCGGUGCGCAGCGAUGGCGGGGCAGCCCCGGCAGCGCCCGGCCUGGGCGCCGCUGCUCCUGCGGCUGCUGCUGGCGGGGAUCGCUGCGUGCGACGCCAGCCCCGCGGACGACGGCGCGGGCCCCGGGGGCCGGGGACCCCGGGGACGCGCGCGAGGGGACGCGGGCGCCGACGAGGCAGUGCCGCGCCACGACUCCUCCUACGGCACCUUCGCGGGGGAGUUCUACGACCUGCGCUACCUGUCGGAGGAGGGCUACCCUUUCCCCACUGCUCCUCCUGUGGACCCAUUUGCCAAAAUCAAAGUGGAAGACUGCGGAAGAACUAAAGGAUGCUUUAGAUACGGCAAGCCAGGCUGUAAUGCGGAGACCUGUGACUACUUCCUUAGCUACCGGAUGAUAGGGGCUGAUGUGGAGUUUGAGCUGAGUGCAGACACGGAUGGUUGGGUAGCAGUUGGAUUCUCUUCAGACAAGAAGAUGGGUGGUGAUGAUGUCAUGGCCUGCGUCCAUGAUGACAAUGGCAGGGUCCGCAUACAGCACUUUUACAAUGUGGGACAGUGGGCAAAGGAGGUUCAGCGAAACCCUGCCAGAGAUGAAGAAGGAGUUUUUGAGAACAAUCGUGUCACCUGCAGGUUUAAGCGCCCUGUGAAUGUUCCCAGAGAUGAAACGAUUGUAGAUCUGCACUUGAGUUGGUAUUACCUGUUUGCUUGGGGUCCGGCCAUUCAGGGCUCCAUCACCCGACAUGACAUAGACUCCCCGCCGGCCUCAGAGCGCGUUGUCAGUAUUUACAAGUACGAAGACAUUUUCAUGCCGUCGGCUGCCUACCAGACCUUCUCCUCACCAUUUUGCUUGCUUCUCAUUGUUGCCCUGACCUUCUACCUGCUGAUGGGAACCCCUUAGCCACAGAGGCCAGGCCAGCAGACUACAUGGAGUGCCAAGCCUUCAGUAUAUAUUUUUCAAUAAUCGCCUGUAUCAUUUUAGCUUCUGUUAUUUAAAAAAAAAAAGUCGUGAUUUCAACAUAUUUGGAAAAAAAAAAAAAAAGAACAAGCUUUUCUCCUAGUCAAACAGGAUUGUCGAGGCAACCCUGCUUUCGGGAAGUACUUAAAUCGUUUGCAAACACUUCAGAUAUGUUUUCUAUUUGAGCUUUACAAUAUCUGUGCAUUGGCUUGGUAAAACUGAGAGUCAUAAUACCGAUUGGGAUUUAAACCCAAACAAAGGCUGCCUUUUGUUGGUCUACAUCUCUCAUAACCUGGGCUAACAUGAUCAGAUAACACAUAGCAAGGUAAAGAAAGAGCUAGCUGGAAAAUGUAUCUCAGAGCAGUCUUUAUUUUGAGCAGUACUGCACAAGAGGGUUUACUUUGCAUAUUGCUGUGGAGACCUUUACAGGAUGUCACAAGUGCAUCAUCAGCCUCUUGAGAACUUUUCUGUGAAGCAUAAAUGCUUUUAGAUAGUCACACAGUUGAUGGGGAAUGUGGGAGAAAUUGUAGUGAUAAGCAAAUGGUUUGUAUGUAUCUAAAGUAUCUUCUCAAUUAUCGAGUAGUUAUGAGAAAACAGUUUUAUAUUGCUGUUAGGUGGAAAAUAGAACUCUGAAUAUUCCUGAAGAUGUAGAAUUUCUUUAAUGAUAAAAAUAGGAGAAUUCUUAGUACUUAGAAUUUGCUCUCUUUUGGUACUAAAUUGUUCAUGGAUGGCUCUAGCCAAUGGUGUUGUUCAAGUCAGCAUACAUUAAGCAUAAUUAAAUAUGCAUUAUGACAGACAGGUCAUCUUAAGGAAAACAUACAUGAACAUUUUUAAAAAGUGUAGACAUCAGGAGCAAAAAUGGGAAGAAUAGAGCCUAAGGUAAAUUCACUAAGAGUAUACAUUAAAAAUGUUCAAUUCUAUGUUUCCGUUUUCAAAAGAGCCGGAUACUCUUUUAGUCCAAAUACCCAUGCUAGUAGCCUACCUAGAGGAGAGACACUGUGGGCACUUACUGUACGCCAUUCCCACGGUGGCAUUCCAGAAUUCUCUGAUUUGUUCCCAUGGCUUCCAAGGUGGCUCCAACUUUGUAGAUGAGCAACACCAGACUAUGGUUUCUAAACCCAUUCCCAAGAUUCAUGUCAGAGGUGAACUGUGGGGAGAAUAUUCAGAUUCUUCUGAACUGGUGCCAAAAUAAAGUCCGUAUUGCUACAUUGUGACACUGCCCACACCCAGUUUCAAACUCAAGGUUCCAGUUGGUGGCUCCACCUGACUACAACUGCCUCUUCACUGAGCCCUCUGAUCCGGGUCAAGUUUGGCUCAGGUAUGGCAGGCACAUCAGCUUCUCAGCAUUCGUAGCUGGUUUAGGAGUUAGGUUGGGAGUAUAUAGAGACACCUGUGUUGUAAAUAAGAAGCCCACUAUUUUUAUAUCCUUUAUGUGUAUGUAGUUGAUCUAUAAAUAGCAGAGCAAAUAGAGACUUCAGUUAAAAGUAGGAAUGAGUGGCAUUUCCCUUCUACAUAUAUUUCAAAUCAAGUAACAGUUUCACAGUCUUUCGACUUUAGUGACCAGCUCUGUAUAUUUAGCUUGGAAAGUUCAGAGUUACCCUUGCCCUUACAGUAGCAUACAAGCAACUCUACUAAGCUCCAGUGUCUUCUGCCUCUUCAGGGCCACUGCCUGUCCCAAGAGAGUCUGAAGGGCCUUGAGUUCUUCUAGCCUGCUCUCUGUCUAUCACCUGUCCUGUCUUCCCUCCUGUGGAUGAUGAGCUCAGCUGUCAGGCUCUAUCUAACUUAGUUCUUUCUCUUCCAGUCUUCUGGACUAUGUAGUUUUUGGACUGACUCAGCACUCCUGUAGCCCAAUGGGCUUCUUCAUCACUCAUGUCAGAAUUUACUCAAUUUCUGGCUUCUUGCUGGCUAACCCCCCUCAUUAGGAGCCAUUUCUUUCUCCUCAUCCUUGUACCUGAUGCUCCUUCUUAGUAGGGACUCAGCAGACUGAUGGACCGAGUUACGAAACUGCCCUGAUGUUAUGAGUUUACUUGGGCCAGAGGAAUCUCUUUUAUAUACUUUAUCUGACUAGCAAAUGUUUUUUGUUUUUUUUUAUAUAUACUACUCAUGAUCCAACCAUGUCUUCCAAAACAUAAAUGACAGAAUCCUUAGUGACGGUGUGGUUUUGCCUUUCAGUGGACAUCAGUUGGCACUUUAGACAAUAAUCGUUGUCCUGAAAUAAGAUUUCAGACAAGGGAGGUAUCACAACAGCUGGCCAUCAUCUCAGAGAACUGUCCACUGAUAGACAUGUUAAAGCCCUACAGACUCUGAAUUCAUCCAUUCUUACCUAAGCCACUCCUACUUUUAUCUCGAUUCAUCCUCUCUCUCUUUCAACAGGGCUUCUCAAUCCUCCUUCUGCAGCCUCCUGACUCCUGGCUGCUGCUCUCUCAAACAUGCUCCACCAGGUCUGACAAUAUGUUUUCAUUUUCUAUACAGUGAUUGUCCUGAGGGAGAAGCCUAUCAGUGCUUUUUGGUAAAAUGCCCAAGUGAAAUGUGAGGGCGGCGGACAAAUCUAUGUAGUGCUGCUUUAAGUGCUCCCUGUGGAUUAACCCUUUCAAUCCCACUGACCAGAGGAAGCACCUGUUAUUAAUCCAGCUUCACAGAAGGAAAAACUGAGGUCGAAUUUAGCAGUGCUGGCAAGACUUUAGAGAUGCUAGUUCAAUGCCCUUGUCAUGCAGGAGGCAGCGGGGCCGAGGGAGCCCUAGGACUUGCUGCCCCUCAUGCCAAGUCUUUAAAACUUCCAUUAAACAGAGCCCGCUAUUCAUUCUCAACUCAGCAAGGUGCCUUCACCUGUCCCCUUUAUGGUAACUAUGAGGACUUCUUACAGCUGUAUUUGAGGAACCGAACAUACUUGUUUUGUAUCGUUUUAUUUUCUGCUGAAAACCUUUUGAUUAUUUUUACCAGUCAUUUUAGUACUUU